UCAGCGGAGAAGUCUUCUUCCUUACAUCUCUCACUCGUAUCUCCGUUUUUGGUUGCUCUGUUUUCUGUUGCUUUUUUGUGUUGAUGUCCUUUUAGGAACAUGGGUUUGAAUCGUGUUCGUGUUCGUGUUCUUGUCUGUUGGUUGUUGUUGCUGCUUUUCAGCUGCUUCUUUGGAUUUGGAUCGGAUGCCCAACCUCUACCUCAACAAGAAGUGAAAGCCCUUCAAGCAAUAUCUGCAGAGCUGAAGAACUUGAAUUGGAGCGUACACCAAAAUUCAUGCAUCAACGGCGAUGGCUUCCAUAAUGGAACAAACCAACAGACCAUGCGAUUGGUGCACUGCAAUUGCUCCACUGAUUUUUGCAGAGUCACCAGGAUACAGCUUAAAACUCUGAAUCUAGUUGGAGUAUUGCCGGCAGCGUUUGCAAAUCUUACUCAACUCUCGCAAUUAGAUCUCACUCGCAAUUUUAUAAAUGGAUCGAUCCCUAAGGAUUUUGCUCGCAUUCCUCUUGUUCAUUUUUCCAUGCUCGGAAACCGACUCACUGGUCCGAUUCCUCCAGAAAUUGGCGACAUUGCUUCACUUGAGGAACUGGUCUUGGAGCAGAAUCAGCUUGAAGGAAAUCUGCCCGAAAGCCUCGGAAAACUAAGUCGCUUGAGAGAGCUAUUUCUUUCUGCAAAUAAUUUCACAGGCCCCAUUCCAGAAUCUUAUGGAAACUUGAAGAACUUGACUGAUUUUCGUAUAGAUGGAAAUGAUGUAUCAGGAAAGUUGCCUGAAUUUAUUGGCAACUGGAUCAAUCUUAAGCGAUUGGAUAUUCAAGGAACUUCUUUGGAGGGCCCCAUUCCUCAUGCCAUAUCCGAGUUGAAAAGAUUAAGUGAACUGAGGAUAACUGAUUUGAAGGGAUCACCAAUUAGUUUCCCCAAUUUGACUCAAUUGACAUCUUUAGAAACAUUGAUCCUCAGAAAUUGCUUAAUUGAGGAUAAAAUCCCCGAUUAUUUUGAAAAUUUUAGUAGUUUAAAAACUUUGGAUUUAAGCUUCAACAGAUUAAAUGGUACAAUUCCAGAGCCAUUAUUACGGAAUCUAUCAAACCGUGAUGUUCAUUCCUUGUUUCUAAAUGACAACUUGCUUACUGGUCAUUUACCAAGCUGGAUUACAGGACGCAAAGGAAACAUGGAUUUAUCUAACAACAGAUUUACAGGGUCGCCUCUUCCCCCUUGUUUUGAUCCUAAAGUGAACUUGCUUUCUGGUUAUUCAAAUUCGAGUAAUGAAAGUGUUCGUUGGUGCCUGAGGGGGGAUCUCCCAUGCGCAAGAGCAGUUCAAUUUCGUUCGUUGUUCAUUAACUGUGGAGGACAGGAGACACACUUUAAUGGUAAUUUAUACGAAGGGGAUACGACUAGGGAUGAGCAGUCCAAAUUCUCUUUUUCAGAAAGAUGGGGUUACAGCAGUACUGGUAUUUUCAUGGAUAAUGAUACCGCUCAAUACACAAGUAGCAAUAAUUCUCUUUUAGGCGUCUAUGGGACAGCUCGACUUGCACCUGUUUCGCUGAAGUACUAUGGAUUUUGCUUGCAAAGUGGAAGUUACCAUGUGAAGCUUCACUUUGCUGAAACAAUGUUUACUGCAACUGCAGACCAAAAAUUCAGUAGCUUGGGGAGGCGUAUUUUUGACAUCUCAAUCCAAGGAAAAUUGAUUGAAAAAGACUUUAACAUAAUGGAGAGAGCCGGAGGUGUUUAUAAGAGCUAUAUUUUGGAAGUGCCUAAUGUUAUAGUAACUGGCAAUACUCUUGAGAUCCACUUAUACUGGGCUGGUAAAGGAACAAAUGCCAUUCCAUACAAAGGAGUUUAUGGACCUCUGAUAUCUGCAAUCACAGUUACAUCAAACCUUGAUGAGGCAAAAAGGUUAUCAGCUGGAGCUAUUGCUGGCAUUGUUGUUGGUACUUUUGUGUUGGUUGUUUCAGUAUUGGUUGUUCUUCGAAGGAAGGGUUACUUAGGUGGGAGGGAAACUGAAGACGAAGAACUUCGGGACCUCAAAUUACAGACAGGUUAUUUUAGUUUAAGACAAAUCAAAGCAGCCACCAACAACCUUGACUCGGCACAUAAGAUAGGCGAGGGAGGCUUUGGUCCUGUCUACAAGGGAGUUCUGUCGGAUGGCACUUCAAUUGCUGUAAAGCAGCUAUCCUCUAAAUCAAAGCAAGGGAACCGUGAAUUCAUCACUGAAAUCGGCAUGAUAUCAGCGCUACAACAUCCGAAUCUCGUAAAGCUCUAUGGUUGUUGUAUUGAAGGAAAACAAUUAAUGCUUAUUUAUGAGUAUCUAGAGAACAAUAAUCUUGCUCGUGCCUUAUUUAACCCCGAGAAGCACUCACUCCAUUUGGAGUGGCCAGUAAGAAUGAAGAUAUGCUUGGGAAUAGCAAAGGGGUUGGCUUACCUUCAUGAAGAAUCUUCAUUGAAAGUUGUUCACAGAGAUAUAAAAGCUACUAACGUGCUACUUGAUAAAAGCCUAAAUGCCAAGAUUUCUGACUUUGGAUUGGCUAAGCUUCAUGAAGAGGAGAACACCCAUAUCAGCACAAGAAUUGCAGGCACAAUAGGAUACAUGGCGCCCGAGUAUGCAACAAGGGGUUAUCUGACUCAUAAAGCUGACGUUUAUAGCUUUGGUGUCGUGGCCUUAGAGAUUGUUAGCGGGAAAAGUAACACGAGUUGCAUGCCACAAGAGGAGUUUGUUUUUCUUCUUGACUGGGCUAUUGUUCUACAAGAAGAAGGAAACCUACUCAAACUUGUUGAUCCGAAUCUUGGCUCAGAAUACUCGAAAGAAGAGGUCAUGAGAAUGCUUCAUAUCGCUCUCUUAUGCACGAACCUAUCUCCGACCCUCAGACCAUCCAUGUCUUCUGUGGUUAGCAUGCUUGAAGGUAAAAUCCCAACUGAAGUACCGAACAUGAAGCGCAAUGUAGGUGAUCGAGAUGCAAGGUUCAAAGCCUUUGAGAAGCUGUCACAGGACAGCCUAACAAGCAUUUCAACAUCUUCACAAGGCAUUCAAAUGCAGAGAAGCAUGUUAAUUGAUGGACCAUGGAUCGACUCGUCGUCUACUUCUACCCAAAACAAGGACGAGACUCGAGACUGUUCUUCGACCAGAAGUCUCCUUCGAGACUGAAUCAAAGGGAAAUAUCAAAUUCAUAGUGAGAUGGAUACAUUUGUGACAAUUAUUAUUUUACAUGCUUCUUGUUCUGCCAAAUAAACUGAAUAACUGGCUAGAUGUGAUCGAUUUAAAUCGGUCGGGUUAGACUAGUUGAAUUAAAGUUGUGUCAAGAGUUGACCAAGUUCAA
Messenger RNA from Cucurbita moschata (crookneck pumpkin), 3307 nucleotides. Its product is annotated as probable LRR receptor-like serine/threonine-protein kinase At1g53430. The record is from RefSeq and is a predicted model, not a curated record. Gene Ontology annotation, biological process: protein phosphorylation. Bases 100 to 3135 code for a protein of 1011 amino acids. The transcript has 24 exons. Gene Ontology annotation, molecular function: protein kinase activity; ATP binding; protein binding. NCBI's taxonomy places the organism in Eukaryota, Viridiplantae, Streptophyta, Magnoliopsida, Cucurbitales, Cucurbitaceae.